This is a messenger RNA of Melampsora larici-populina 98AG31, 864 nucleotides long. RefSeq lists its product as uncharacterized. The transcript is spliced from 2 exons. Bases 1 to 864 code for a protein of 287 amino acids. The record is from RefSeq and is a predicted model, not a curated record. NCBI's taxonomy places the organism in Eukaryota, Fungi, Basidiomycota, Pucciniomycetes, Pucciniales, Melampsoraceae.
AUGUCAAAUAGAGAAGAUAUUCUAGACGAUUCCCAGUUGCCUACACCUGCAUCUACCCCAGCUCCAAGUUCUGAAGAGAUUGACGAUAAUCACGUCGAUUCUGAUUCCAGCUCAAUUGAUUCAACCCAUUCAGCGCACACUAUGGUCCCAGCAUCUCAUCAACAGAUCAACAUGGCAACUACUGCCCCUGAGAUUUUAGAUACUGAUACUCCAGCACAACGACAAGCCAGUAAAAUGACUUCGAUUUUACAUAAGGUUGCUAUUUCCACGAAGCUGUCGUCGUCUAAUUACGUUGCUUGGUCAGAUAGCAUACGUUUCGGAUUAAUGGCGGCAUCAUACGAUCAUUAUCUUGAUGCUGAGGAAGUGACAGGACAAACCAUCGACCCUGAAAUCAUCUUAGCCACGAAGAAAGCCAUCUUCUACUGGUUGCUCGCUAGCAUCGAGUCCACCCAAUCCACCCGAUUCAUAUCUAUGAUCUCGAAGUUCGAAAACGGCAUUAAAACUACCCCUCCAUCGCCUUCGCUUCUAUGGAAGACUAUCAGAGAUUACCACAUCAGUAAUUCGGAAUCUGUUAAACUCAUGCUGAGAAGUGAUAUCACCGAUUUGUCUCAAGGCUCUACGAAGGAUCUCCUUGAUUACAUUGAUACUUUCAGAGCAAAAGUGGACGCUUACCUCGGCUCGAACGGAGAGAUGUCUGAAGAAGAACAAGCGAGACAGUUUGUUAGGUCACUCAAUCGGGAGUGGGCUGAGAAAGGAUGUUUUCAUCGAAUCGCCAACAAAUCAGUCGAGCUGCCGAAUCCUCUGAAGCCAGUCAAAGUCGUCGAACUGGAAGAUGGUCGACGUGUAACAAAAACAAGUGCUUAG